This is a messenger RNA of Cadophora gregata, 3159 nucleotides long. RefSeq lists its product as uncharacterized. Gene Ontology annotation, cellular component: nucleus; cytosol. Lineage: Eukaryota; Fungi; Ascomycota; Leotiomycetes; Helotiales; Ploettnerulaceae. The transcript is spliced from 7 exons. Gene Ontology annotation, molecular function: carbohydrate binding; peptide-N4-(N-acetyl-beta-glucosaminyl)asparagine amidase activity. Gene Ontology annotation, biological process: glycoprotein catabolic process; protein quality control for misfolded or incompletely synthesized proteins; carbohydrate metabolic process. Bases 588 to 2843 code for a protein of 751 amino acids. The record is from RefSeq and is a predicted model, not a curated record.
CUCUCGCCAGAACAAACCUCGCUUCUUUCAGGAUGACUACCGAGAGUGUCUCGAUUAUCCUUAAGUAGGUCUCCCGCCUGCAUGGGCGCAUGUGGCGUUCUCAAGUCCACCCCAAAACCCAAAUGUUCCGACGACCCGCAAGCCUCGCGGACCGAUCCCCGAGCUGGCUUAGAUCAACGUCAAUUUCUCAUCAUCGUUUCUUAGCUACUGGUUACUUUGGGAAGCUUAACUGAUUGUUGAAAUAAAUGAGGGGUGACGACAGCGGGGUAGAAAGGUUGGGGAAGUGGGGGAUCCAAGAAUGAUGAAAUACCAAAUUCCCUUGGAUGUCUUGGAACAUAAAAAUUCGGCUGUCUUUUGGUCCAUCAGUAUAAAAUGAUUUUGUUCGGUUUUCAAUCGAUUGUUGGGUUGAUUGCCUCGUCCGUCCUCGCAGAAGCAGGCCCAGGCCAGAGGAGCCAGGAGUUUGAUGUUUUUGAUUUCGUAGAUCCCUUGAUUGGAACCAUCAAUGGAGGCCAUGUUUUUCCUGGCGCGACUCUGCCCUUUGGUGAGUGGAGCUAGUAAACCUUUCGGUCGAGACUGACAGACAAGGAAUGGCCAAGGCAGUCGCGGAUGUCAACAAUCCAGAUGAGAAACAAGGAGGCUUCGCAUCGGACAAUUCAGACAUUACAGGAUUCUCUCAUAUGCAUGAUUCUGGCACUGGAGGUUCCCCUUCGCUCGGAAAUUUUCCGAUCUUCCCUCAGACGGGGUGUCCCGGAGAUAUCAUCAAUAAUUGCUUUUUCACCAAAGACGAGCGAGCUUCACGUAGGAUCAAUGGAACUGUCGUAGCGAAACCAGGGUAUUUUGCUGUCAGCUUGAACACUUCAAUCCAUACCGAAAUGACAGUCACAAAUCACACAGCUCUCUACCGAUUCAACUUUCCAUCAAACUCGCCAUUUUCCACGUAUCAAAAUCAAUCUGAACUUCCUUACAGUCCUCUCAUUCUCGUGGACUUAUCAGACCUUCCAGACUCAAUUACCAAUGGAGUCGUUCAGGUCAAUGAAACUACUGGCAGACUCACAGGAAGUGGGACAUUUAGUCCCUCGUUCGGCAUUGGGAGUUACAACCUCUCAUUCUGUGCAGACUUUUCAGGAGCAUCACUUAGAGACACCGGAGUAUGGAUCAACAAUCGAGCUGGUUCAGAGCCAAAGAUGUUGAAGCGCAUGGCAGAUGGUAUCAAUUCUCCUCCCCUGCCCGCGGGCGCCUGGACCCAAUUCCACCCUCCACCAAACAACCAGAUUCUCGCACGAGUUGGCGUAUCUUUCAUCAGCGUCGAAAAAGCCUGCCAGAAUGCGGAAACUGAGAUAACGGACUUUGGAUUUGACAAGAUUCGCAAUGUAGCAGAAGAGGCGUGGCGAGAGAAGUUGUCAGUAAUUGAGCUGGAUGCUACAGGUGUCAGUGAAGAGUUGCAGACGGUGUUUUGGUCUGGAACGUAUAGAUCAAUGAUAUCACCGCAAGACUACACAGGAGAGAACCCCCUCUGGAAUAGUACAGAACCAUACUACGAUUCGUAUUAUUGUAUUUGGGACUCGUUCCGAAGCAUCCAUCCUUUGCUCACCUUGCUGGAUCCCCAAAGCCAGACAUUGAUGGUAAGGAGCUUGAUUGACAUUUAUCGACAUGAAGGAAAACUUCCGGAUUGUAGGAUGUCUUUGUGUAAAGGAUUCACGCAGGGUGGAUCGAAUGCAGACGUUGUGCUAGCCGAUUCCUACUUGAAGAACAUCACCGAUGGCGUAGACUGGAAAACAGGCUAUGAAGCCAUGGUUUCGGAUGCCGAAGACGAACCGGAAAAUUGGGCUGUGGAAGGUCGUGGCGGCCUUACAUCUUGGAAAUCUCUCGGCUACAUCCCAACUGAUGAUUUUGAUUCUCAUGGCGUUGGACCUUUCACUCGAUCGAUAUCUCGCACCGUAGAAUAUGCUUAUAAUGAUUUCUGUAUCUCUGAAAUGGCUCAGGGACUUGGUAACAUUGCAGAUGCUGAAAAGUAUAUUACUCGCUCAAAUAAUUGGAAGAAUAUUUACAAAGCUGACCAAACUUCAUUCGUGUCCAACACAACCGGUUUCCCUAACAGCACCAUCGACAGUGGUUUUGUCGGCUUCCUUCAGCCCCGCUACCUGAAUGGAACUUUCGGAUUCCAGGACCCCUCACUCUGCUCUCCCCUUUACAACUUCACAUCAUGCUACCUCAAUCCUGAUGGACACGAGACAUACGAAGGGAGUUCCUGGAUGUAUACAUUCUUUGUUCCACAAGAUAUGGCAACUCUCAUCACAACUCUCGGCGGUCCAGAUGAAUUCUCCAGGCGUCUCUCUUACCUCCAUACCUCAGGCCUUCUCUAUAUUGGCGAUGAACAAGCUUUCCUUCCAGUCUUCCAAUUUCACUACGCCGGUCGUCCAGGACUGUCAGCAUACUUCUCACAUUUCUACAUCCCAUCUCAAUUCAACGAUACGUUGUCCGGCAUCGCAGGGAAUGAUGACUCCGGUGCAAUGGGGUCUUUCACAACGCUUUCGAUGAUGGGCCUCUGGCCUGUCCCAGGACAAGAUGUUUAUCUCAUCACUCCACCCUAUUUCCCAUCUGUCAGCGUGACAAAUAAGCAAAGUGGGAAGACGGCUACGAUCAAGAAUGUUAAUUUCGAUGCGGAAUAUGAGAAUAUCUACAUUCAAAGUGCAACUCUUAAUGGGGAACCAUAUACCAAGAACUGGAUAAAACAUAGCUUCUGGCUUGACGGAGGUAUUCUGGAGCUUACUCUGGGGAAGAAUGAAAGUGCUUGGGGCACCAAGGCGGAGGAUUUGCCGCCAAGUUCGUCGACCAGGGAGUAAAAUGUGACAGUUUGACAGCGCCUAAGAAGCUUACCUCAAACUCGUCGAGUGUAAUGGAAGAGAAAAUAGACAGUCGAAGACAAUACGUGUCUUGGCUUAAACGUAUAUGUUGCAGGAAGAAAACUUAGGUGGUGCUGCUCUCACCAUCUUGGACUAUUGAAUUGAAUGCCUCCUCUGUCAUUUCAACGUUUCUCAACACUCAACAGGUCGACCUCCGUUUUCUCAGAAAUUUAUCUCCCAAUUCAGUUCAGUUCAUUGGUCUCUCAGUGUUGGCCUUGACCUGCAACAAUGUCUCAGUGCUUCCAGAUGUUUCCAG